AAGAAUUUGGGUGUGCUCCGCCAAGGUGUGCCUGAAGACAUAUCAACAUUUCCAAGGUCGACACCGAUCCCUGCGCACCUAGGCAGACUUGUCUACACCCUGACUAUGCUGUCCGCGAGGUGGUGGCGUGUUGCCGCGGGUGCGGCGGCCGGCGCGGCGGUGGUGGGCGCCGUGAGCUACCGAGAAAAGAUCUCCGCCAUGCCGCAGUCCUGGAAAGAUAAGGUUCGGCACGAGGCCUUCAGACCCGCAUACAACAACCCGCCCAGGAACUACCCGUCCUCACAGCCGCUGUUCUCUCCCAGUUUUGACUUCCCCAAGAAAAUGCCGCCUGAAGACUACAAGGAGCUGCCCUGGAUGAAGAUCGACUUCAAGACGGAGCCUAAGAAGUACCUGUGGGCUCUCCUCGACUACUGCUUCGAAGGAAAUACCGAGUGCGACUUCCGUGUGGAGGACAACAGGGUGCGGCGCUGGUAUUACGCCCCCUGGCUGGCUUCGCGACCUUUUGGGCGGGAACCUAUUCACGGCCUUACCAUGGACAGGCCCUCCAACCCUGGGUACAUCGCUAAGGAAGACAAAGCAUGGGAACAGACUUGGGCUGCGGGGUUCUACAACUCUUACGGAGGCUACACCAUCGGGAAGUUCUGGGAGAAUCCCGGGAAGCCGACUCUUACCGCCAACGUGAGCUUCCCCCCCGGCACGGUCUCCUUCAAAAUCCUGUUCACCCAGGCCACGGAGAGGGACGUGCCCAGCCUGGAAGGGUCCAAGGUAUGGCAGGCAGCGAUCGGCGUGCCCGACCCGCCCAUCCCGCCGACUGCGUCCAGCUCGGAAGCCGCCCGGAUCCUGGAGCAGACCAUGAGUGCGCGUGACCGGGGGCCCGACCCGUACCCGCUCCGACUCAUUCAGGUGGACGUCAUGGUCAGGGACCCGCGGUCAGAGAUAGGGUGGGUGUUCGGAACCUUCAUGUACCACAAGGACGUGCCUGCCGCGGACCCCUGGCGGCGCCUGGUGCCCAUGACGCUGCAGUGGGGGAACGAUCCCGACCUCACGCCAGAGAUGUACUACGAGCAGGGCCGCAGGCCGACCGAGACGUGGACCAACCCGAGCGUCAGGGAACUCAGGCUCCUACCAAAGGGCCGUCCCUACCUCGGUUACCUGGAGCGAGCCAAUGGGAUCGUGGACGGGUUCACGUCUGCCUGCGCCUCCUGCCACUCCACGGCCUCCGCUCCGGUGGACAGGGCGAGCCGGGACGGAGAAUCCUCCGAGCAGACAGCACCAGGCAUGACCCCGGACACCAUGCGCUGGUUCCGGAACGUGAAGUGCGGGGAGCCGUUCCAGGAAGGCGUGCUGUCGCUGGAUUACUCCAUGCAGCUCAACUCCGGGUUCGGCGGGUACAGGCAAUGGCUGAGGAAGAACCCCGAGCCCAAGCCCGCCCUCUCACGACUGGAUUGUUUCAAAUAGUAACAAUAACAAUUAUAGUACUACUACUACUACUACUACUACUACUACUACUGCAGCGGGUACAGGCAGUGGCUGAGGAGGAACCCCGAGCCCAAGCCCGCUCUCUCGCGACUGGCUUGUUUCAAAUAGUAACAACAAUAAUAAUAGUAUUGUUAUCAUUAUUGAUCUUUAUUGGCAUGUAUUCCUGCCCACAUGGGAUUAUUAUUGAUGGGACUGACUACUGACCCCCCCCCCCCCCAUCUAGGUUCAUGACUGGAGUUGAUUUCCUUAUCCAUACAGCCUCUUUUAUCCAACGGGUGAUGAAACAUUUCCUUCACGUUUAAAAAAAAAACCUCAAGAGUCUCAGAACUGUCUUAAAGGAAAAACACCACACUUCAGACCACGUACAGUUUCCUUCAUUUAUUGUCAUAUCUCAUGACCUUCAUCAUUUCCUGUACAGGUGAAUAAUAUCGUAAAAUAUCCUCCAUAUAGAAAGAUACAGUAUACAGGUGUAACUAAAUAGAGCAGAAUCUCAAAUAAAAUUAAAAUGAAAAGCAAGAUCAGAAACAACAUUAAGCUGAAGUUAAAAUAAAUCAAUUCUACCUGUACAAUUUCAAGACAAACUGG
This is a messenger RNA of Branchiostoma floridae (Florida lancelet), 2064 nucleotides long. RefSeq lists its product as uncharacterized. The coding region runs from base 106 to 1458 and encodes 450 amino acids. The record is from RefSeq and is a predicted model, not a curated record. NCBI's taxonomy places the organism in Eukaryota, Metazoa, Chordata, Leptocardii, Amphioxiformes, Branchiostomatidae. The transcript is spliced from 6 exons.